UGAAUAACUUUGGGUGAAAUGAGCGAGUGCGGCUCUGAUCGGGCAGGAAUGGUGCUGGCGGGACGGAGAUCAUCUCAGAGAGCUUCAGGACAAUUCAGUGAGACGAUAAGCGAUCAGGCUGCAUCAGCUGGGGCCGAUCACACUGGGGAGUGAUGGACAAGGAAGGGAGCCUUCAGUGUCAGCCGCUGUCGCUGAAAUUUACCAUCGACAGCAUUCUGAAACCCAGCCCCAAAUGCAAAGAACUCAAACACGACCGUGCAAAACAGCAAGUCACAUCGACGUCAGAAUUAAAAUCCCGGAAUGAAGCCACAAGAGCAGACAUGAGACACGCGAAGGACUACAGGAAAACAGUUCAAGAGACAAUGAACGCUGGCUAUCUCACCACCACCUCUUCACUCGAAUCCGCCAUGGAUGCAAACCAUCCGGUAAGAAGCCCGGAAUCUUACGGAUCAUUAGACACGACGGAUCACAGCGACGAUCCUGCCCGAGCCAAACACAGCAAAAAAGCCAAAGUACUGGCAAAAAAGAAGACGCGCACGAUAUUUUCCAAGAGUCAGAUCUUCCAGCUCGAGUCGACGUUUGACAUGAAGAGGUAUCUGAGCAGCGCCGAGCGGGCGUGCCUGGCGAACUCUCUGCAACUCACCGAAACCCAGGUUAAAAUCUGGUUCCAGAACCGCAGAAAUAAACUGAAGAGGCAGCUCUCCGCCGAACUGGAGGUCACAAACACGACCGAAAAUGCCCCUAAGAUAGUCCAGAUGCCAGCAAUGUACAAAGAGAGCAGUUUUCUGCGCAGAUGUUUGUUACCAGUAUCUUUCCCCGUCCUCUACCCGGGGAGCAGCACGCCUUAUCUCUGCUUUCCCGAUGCCAGCAAAUAUCUCCAUGUCCUGGAUGGGGAUCUAUAAUCGCUUAAAGCAGUGCCUGACUGUAUCCAAGGAACUUUUAGUGGUCGUUUAGUCAUUGUUUAUACUGUUUAACUGGGAAAACAUAUAUGGUAUGUAAUUUGUUAAAAACCUCCUUUUGACCCUCCAUUGCCUUUUCCCUGUUUGACUUUAUUUCUAUAUCCUACACCCGUCUUUUAAAUGUACAUGUACCUGAUUUUGCUUCAAGGCUUUCCAAUUCUGGAUGAGGAUUUAUAUUUCAGUAAGACAGUUAUGUUUUUUUAACCACUGAAUGAAUUCAGUCACUGCACAGUGUUUUGUUGGACACGUGAUUUGCUUAAAACAGAAUAUCCAGUUUAAGUGCAAUCUUUAUUUGUAUUCUUGACCCUUCAUUUUUACGUACGUGGGGGUACUUACGGUGGAGCUGACGGAUUAAUAGUUCGCAUACCUUUUAAGAUUUUAAUUCAAAUUCACUGUUUCCACUAUUGUCUAGGAUUGUUCACCCACAGUGAUAUUUGUACCCGAUAUGGUUGGUACAUAAAGACCGUACUACUGACUCUUUAAAAAGUUCUAUCUAGAAUAUGCCAAGAAUAAGGCAAUCGCACGAUCUGAAUUUGAUGCUCCAUCUGAAAUAAAUUUACGGCCUCUCGCGAUCUUUUCGUCCUCCUCAUCUCUUAAUCUCGCACCUUUCUGCCCAUCUGCAUUUCUCUCCAAAUCGAUUUUAUCUCUUUCAUCGCGCUUUCCACGUCACACAUGUUAUUUGUUGUAUUUUUUAAACGUUGACUUAAAAAAGGACCACAAAUGACAGACUACACUUAAUCGGCAGUGUGGCUGACCGUAGCUUCAUCCCGAAUGUGUGCGUCGUCGUCCCCCUCCCCCUCUCAAAUUCGAUGUAAAGGAGAAUUAGACGACCAGCUAUUUCCCCUGUUAAAAAGCACACCCAACUUGCAAUGUGCGAAAUUCCAAAGGAAGACCCCUUUAAAAAGCUCCUUCCUCGGACCAGGGCGUUUGUUUUGUCUGCAUUUAUCGCUCUCGAUUUAUUUCCAGCCUGGUAUUUAUCCAGCUUUCGCUGUGUGGAGUCCAUUAGAUCAGUGAUAAUCCGAUUUCUUUACUGGGAAUGUUUGUAAAUACCCGUGCACCAUCUGUUUCAGUGAUAAAACCUGAAUAGCACAUCAUAUUUAUACAUCUUUAUAUGUUACUGGUUUGUUAUUAAAUGUGAACAUUAAAAUUACAAUGCAGUCUAGUGCUCAGAUGCCUGCACGUUCGGCAUUACUAAUAUGCGGCCCCACAGUUGAAUUUAAAGGGAUUAUUCCACAUUACGUCUCUCAGGCAAUGGCGUUAAAAUUCCACACUGGAAUUUAUUCACGCUUCAUGUACCCCCGGUUGGGAUUCCCAACUUCAUUAAUACAGUGUUUGUUGCUAAAUUGAAGAUGAAAUUGCUAUCGGCUCAGGAAUAAAAUAACCCAUAGAUAUAAAGUAGACCAUUAAUUGUUUGACAUCUACACCGAAACUCGAUUUUAAUAAAGUAGGUCAGUUUUCUGACAGUUAUGUGACGGGAGUGUAUCAAUACCAAGCAGGCGAGAUGGGUGGUGCACGGAAUCCAUUUUACAAGCGUGGUACAGAAUACGUUUAAUAUUAAUGUCGUAAAUUGGAAUUUACACCAGUUUACACAAGACCUGGCGUGUUAGAUUACGUGUGCCCAGAGUUUACCCAGACUAGUGCAUGAUUACAGUUUACAAUCAUUGUAGUAAACAUGCUUUUUCAGAACGCUUCUUAAAACCCGUCAGUUAACUCCGGAAUAGAAUUUACGUCUGGGGGCGAAGUGGAUUUGAUGGACAAGGAUGCACUUGUUACACUUUCACUGAUAAACAGUAGCUUCUUGACAAGUACUAGGUGAAUACAGGUUAGAUGAAUUGUUAGAUGCAUUCGUAUUGCUAUUUUUUAAAUUUAAAAACGGUGUGCACCCAGCUGUUUCGUGUAAUGCACGAGAUUAAUGUGUGUUUCCAUUUUAACUCGUUCAGCCAGAAAGCCUGCUAGUAAGAAUCGCACUGCAAAUUUAGUAGGCACGUUUAGUUAUCUUGAAGCCUGAGUGGGAAUGUUUGCGAGCACUGUAGACAGACCGUUCAGUAGUUGCAUCUAUUUCCUUAUGUUUCCGGCCUUGUGUUCUCUGUUUCUUUUUAAAAAAAGACAACUUGGAUACGGCUAGGCUGCAGACAUGGGUCUUAUGUACCACUCCCGCUAACCUGUUUUGUUUUUGAUACCUGCUCACUUCAGUGACCCGGAUAUUUAUCGUGGCCACUUUCUAAUACUGUCAUUCUGUCAAGCCGUUUCUUACCCAAUGGAGAGACAACUAUUCAUAGCCAACUUUUGAGGGCCUUUCAACAAAAUGGCGAUGCCUUGGUUGAUGUAAAUGUGUGUACAAUGAGACAUUUUUCAAAUGUAAAUAAAUCAGAGGCCAGGAGUAUUAAUGGCUACAAGCUCUGACCAAACGUUCACAAUGUCCUGUUUGCAAUCAGCUUUGGCACCAGUUAUAUACUUCGUUAAGUAACUUUGAGUAAGGGCACAUUUUAUCACUUUGGACAAAAAAAUAAGCAUUUCUCUAGGGUGAAGUACAACGCAUGGAUAUGGUGGCCCAAUAACGCUGAAAGGCAACCCAGAUGACAGAAUUUGCAAUGCACUUGGCUGUUUCUAUCGCUAUGUCUGAACUUGGCUUUACAAGAAAGCCACUUAUAUUUAGGGUUUACAUAUUGAAACAUUCACGCUUCUACUGAGCUCAAUCUUGUUAUUGUUUAAAAUUAUCUGAUUAAAUUAUGUGUUAGGUUCAGGAAUACUCGGCAUGUAUGUGUACGUAUUUCAGAGAUAGCUGACCCAUUUGAUGUACAGUACCGUUACUAUUUUGAUAUUAAAGGAUCCUUAACGUUU
This is a messenger RNA of Carcharodon carcharias (great white shark), 3800 nucleotides long. It is a transcript of the gene hmx4, whose product is annotated as H6 family homeobox 4. The transcript is spliced from 2 exons. Gene Ontology annotation, molecular function: RNA polymerase II transcription regulatory region sequence-specific DNA binding; DNA-binding transcription factor activity, RNA polymerase II-specific. NCBI's taxonomy places the organism in Eukaryota, Metazoa, Chordata, Chondrichthyes, Lamniformes, Lamnidae. Gene Ontology annotation, biological process: regulation of transcription by RNA polymerase II. Gene Ontology annotation, cellular component: nucleus. Bases 153 to 902 code for a protein of 249 amino acids. The record is from RefSeq and is a predicted model, not a curated record.